Molecule: messenger RNA, 1686 nt
Organism: Sphenostylis stenocarpa
Lineage: Eukaryota; Viridiplantae; Streptophyta; Magnoliopsida; Fabales; Fabaceae
Source: the annotation of a GenBank genome assembly
AUGUCCGGCCCAGGGGUGCGGUUGCACAUUCAAGAUCACCAUGUGGUGAUGGAUAAUGGCAUAGCCCAGGUUACGUUAUCAAAUCCAGGUGGGAUUGUCACUGGGAUACGAUAUAAUGGUGUUGACAAUUUGCUCGAAGUUCUCAACAAGGAGACUAAUAGAGGGUACUGGGACCUUGUUUGGAGUGCACCAGGAAGCAAGGGGAUUUUUGAUGUGUUUCAAUACAUGGCUAUGGCAGACAAUAGACGAAGGAUUCUUCCUUAUCCGGAAGAUCGGUUACCUGGAAGAUGUCAAACCUUGGGCUAUGCAGAAGCUGUCCUACUAAACAAUCCGAAAGACCCACGAUUACAAGGAGAGGUAUCUGUUGCAAAUGUGGAUGACAAGUAUCAGUAUUCAUGUGCAAACAUCGAUAAUCAGGUCCAUGGGUGGAUAUCUUUCAGUCCACCAGUAGGAUUCUGGCAGAUCACACCUAGUGAUGAGUUUCGUUCUGGUGGACCGCUCAAACAGAAUUUGACAUCACACGUAGGCCCCACCACACUUGCAAUGUUUCUUAGUAGUCACUAUGCGGGACAAGAUUUGGUGCCUAAAAUUAGAGGUGGUGAAUCAUGGAAGAAGGUUUUUGGUCCUGUUUAUAUUUAUCUCAAUUCUGCAGCAGUCGGUGACGAUCCACUUUGGCUGUGGGAGGAUGCAAAAAUACAGACGAUGAAUGAAGUUCAAAGUUGGCCAUAUUAUUUCCCAGCAUCGGAGGAUUUUCUAAAAUCAGAUCAACGGGGCAAUGUCAGUGGCAGAUUACUUGUCUUAGACAAGUACGUCUGCACAGACUUAAUAUCAGCAAAUGGUGCUUAUGUUGGCCUGGCCCCACCUGGAGAUGCAGGGUCAUGGCAAAGAGAAUGCAAGGACUAUCAAUUCUGGACCAGAGCAGAUGAGAAUGGAUUUUUUACUAUUAGAAAUGUACGUCCAGGCGACUAUAACCUUUUUGCUUGGGUGCCUGGCUUUGUUGGGGACUACAAAUUUGUAGAUUUAAUGAAGAUAACACCAGGUUGUUACAAUGAAUUGGGUGAACUUGUAUAUGAGCCUCCAAGGGAUGGUCCCACAUUGUGGGAAAUAGGUAUUCCUGAUAGAUCCGCCGCAGAAUUUUAUGCUCCAGAUCCCAAUCCAAAAUAUAUUAAUAGGCUUUUUAUCAACCACCCAGACAGGUUCAGGCAGUAUGGAUUGUGGGAGAGGUAUACCGAAUUGUAUCCUGAUGCAGAUUUGGUUUACACGAUUGGUGUUAGUGACUAUUCGAAAGAUUGGUUUUAUACGCAGGCUCCGAGGAAAAAAGAGGAUAACACUCUCCAAGGGACAACUUGGCAAAUCAAGUUCGAAGUCAGAAGCGUGGUUCAUGGAAGUAAAUACAAACUGAGAGUUGCAAUUGCAUCUGCAACAUUAGCUGAAUUGCAGAUUCGAGUAAAUAAUCCCGAUGCUCGACGACCCCUAUUUACCAGUGGAUUAAUCGGAAGGGACAACUCAAUAGCAAGACACGGAAUUCACGGAAUCUAUUGGCUUUACCAUGUGGAUAUACCAGGUUCUCUCCUUAUUGAUGGCACAAAUACCAUAUAUUUUACGCAACCAAGAUGCACCAGUCCCUUCCAAGGUAUCAUGUAUGAUUAUAUUCGUAUGGAAGGUCCACCUUGUGAGGGAGUUUAA